CUUUCAUUGGAUUGACCACCAUUUUCCUCUUCACAUUGUCGCCCAUUUUAUUGUUUGUGGCUAGUUGGUGGUUUUUAUUUCGAAGCCAGCUGUUAUCUUUUAGUUGUUUUCAAAGUUUCUUUCAUUGUGCAUAAGGGUUGGGCGGUGCGUUGUCUUAGGUUUCGGCCGGACUAGCGUAUCGUCCGGACUUUGUGCCACUUCUGAGAAGACCAAAUUUCGUGAUUUCGACCUUGUGGUACUAAUAUAAUCAAGCCACGAUGACCCGGGGAAAUCAAAGAGAUUUGGCUCGCGCUAAGAAUCAGAAGAAGCAACAGGAGUUAGCCAAGAAGAAAAAUGCUAAUGAUAAAACAGGGAUGUCUUUAUCUGAAAGGAAACAUAGGGAUGCGGAACUUAUGAGAGAAAAACAAAAGAAAAAGGAGGAACAAGAAGGCAUCCAUCAGAAACAAGCCGUAAAUUAAUAUUUCAUUCUUAUGAACAAUCACAAGGAAAUUAAGUUUUUUGAAGAGGUGAAAUGGUUCAAGUGAUAACAUAACAAGCAAUUUAAAUAAGAAAUGUUUUAAAUUCUGAGUUACAACAUAAAGCUAAUAAUACCACC
Molecule: messenger RNA, 595 nt
Organism: Cydia amplana
Lineage: Eukaryota; Metazoa; Arthropoda; Insecta; Lepidoptera; Tortricidae
Product: putative SERF-like protein
Exons: 3
Coding region: 258-458 (66 amino acids)
Cellular component (GO): cytosol
Source: RefSeq, a predicted model, not a curated record